UUCAAUGGGUGUUUCAAGUGCAGAAGACAAGUAUUUACUUUUUUAAAAAAAAAAAUAUAAAAAUGGUAUCUUUAUUUUUCUCACAGCCAAUGACACCUGCUAUAACGGGAGUUGAAGAACAAGAAAAACUACUUGAGGAUGCAAUUGGUGUAGUCAAAGUGCAGGCUUUCCAAAUGAAACAUUGUCUGGACAAAUCCAAAUUGAUGGAUGCAUUAAAACAUGCAUCUACGAUGUUAGGAGAACUUAGAACUUCUCUUUUAAGUCCAAAGAGUUAUUAUGAAUUAUACAUGGCAAUUACUGAUGAAUUAAGACAUUUAGAACUUUAUUUAUUAGAUGAAUUUCAAAAAGGAAGAAAAGUUACAGAUUUAUAUGAAUUAGUACAAUAUGUUGGAAAUAUUGUGCCUAGAUUAUAUUUACUCAUCACAGUAGGAUUAGUAUAUAUCAAAACAACACCUGGCUUAAAAAGGGAUCUAUUAAGAGAUUUAGUAGAAAUGUGUAGAGGUGUUCAACAUCCUUUAAGAGGUCUUUUCUUAAGAAAUUACUUAUUACAAUGUACCCGUAAUAUUUUACCAGAUGUUGCUGAAGAAGAUGAUGAAGAUGGAAAUGUCCGUGACAGUAUAGAUUUUGUCUUGAUGAAUUUCGCAGAAAUGAAUAAAUUAUGGGUACGCAUGCAGCAUCAAGGUCAUACUAGAGACAGAGAAAGAAGGGAAAGAGAAAGAGAAGAACUUAGAAUUUUAGUAGGAACUAAUCUUGUACGACUAAGUCAGUUAGAAUCAGUUACUUUAGAGAAAUAUAAAAAGCUUGUCUUACCAGGAAUUUUAGAACAAGUAGUCAGUUGCAGAGAUGCAAUUGCUCAGGAAUAUCUUAUGGAAUGCAUAAUUCAAGUUUUUCCUGAUGAAUUUCAUCUACAAACAUUAAAUGCAUUUUUAAAGUCUUGUGCUGAAUUACAAAAUGGUGUGAAUGUAAAAAACAUAAUUAUUUCGUUAAUAGAUCGUCUUGCAGCAUUUAGUCAAAGAUCAGAUGGUGUGGGAGGGCCAGGAAGUCCUAAUCAAGUACCAGGAAUUCCACAGGAUGUAAAACUUUUUGAUGUUUUCAGUGAUCAAAUAGCUAUAAUUAUACAAACAAGACAAGACAUGCCUCCAGAAGAUAUAGUUUCUCUUCAAGUGGCUCUUAUUAAUUUAGCACAUAAGUGUUAUCCUGACAGAGUAAACUAUGUGGAUAAAGUUUUAUUAACGACUGUUCAAAUAUUCCAAAAACAGAAUGUAGAUAAACUUGAAUAUAAUAGUGCUGUAUCAAGAGAGUUAGUGAGACUAAUGAAAAUUCCAAUAGAUAAUUAUAAAAAUAUAUUAACUGCCUUAAAACUUGAACAUUUUGCCCCACUACUUGAUUAUUUUGAUUAUGAAGGCAGAAAGUUGUUAGCUAUUUAUAUAAUAACAAAUAUUUUAGAAAAUGAAACUUUAAUACCAACUCUAGAACAAGUAGAUGCAGUUCUUUCUAUGGUGUCUCCAUUAGUACAAGACCAACUAGAUCAACCAAAUAUAGAAGAAGAUCCUGAAGAUUUUGCAGAAGAACAAGGUCUUCUUGGUAGACUGAUUCAUCACUUUAAAUCUGAAACAGCUGAUCAGCAAUACAUGAUAUUAAGUGCUGCUAGAAAACAUUUUAGUGCAGGUGGAAAUAAAAGAAUAAAAUAUACUUUACCACCAAUUGUUUUUCAAGCUUAUCAACUAGCUUAUACAUAUAAAGGAUUGAAGGAUCAAGAUGAAAUGUGGCAAAAAAAAUGUCAAAAAAUCUUUCAAUUUUGUCAUGCAACUAUUACAGCUUUAAUGAAGGCUGAACUAGCUGAAUUGCCAUUGAGAUUAUUUCUACAAGGUGCAAUAGCAAUAGGUGAAAUUCGUUUCGAUAAUUUUGAGAUGGUUGCUUAUGAAUUUAUGAGUCAAGCAUUUUCAAUAUAUGAAGAUGAAAUAAGUGAUUCUAAGGCACAAUUAGCAGCUAUUACAUUAAUCAUUGCAACAUUCGAACAAAUGAGUUGUUUUUGUGAAGAAAAUGCAGAACCAAUACGCAACCAGUGUGUUUUAUAUGCUAGUAAAUUAUUAAGAAAACCAGAUCAAUGUAGAGGUAUUGCUACCUGUUCUCAUAUAUUUUGGUCAGGAAAAUCGUUAGCAACUGGCGGAAAAGAGAUGCAAAAUGGAUAUAAAGUAUUGGAUUGUUUGAGAAAAGGUAUCAGAAUAGCAAGUCAAUGUAUGGAUACUUCAGUUCAAGUACAACUUUAUGUGGAAUUAUUAAAUCAUUACAUCUAUUUCUAUGAAAAAGGCAAUACUAUGUUUACUGUCGAUAUUAUAAAUCAAGUAAUAGCAAAAAUUAAAGAAGAACUUCCCAAUUUAGAAGUUAGCGAAGAAACAGAACAAAUUCAAAAACAUUUAGCUAAUACACUAGAACAUUUAAGAAAUAGAAUGGAAUCUCCAGAAGCUGAUGGUGUAUCAUAUCAAGGACUUGUUCUCUAAUGUAAUUAUUGUAAGCAACAAUUUUGUACAUAAAGCAAUCGCCAAUUAUUUUAUGAAAUGAAUAUAAAUUUUAAAAAAACGCUUAUUAGAUAUAAAUUAUCAUAAUUUAAAUCACAUCAAUUUACAUGUAAAAUUAAAUUGUUAAUAAUGAUGUAUUAU
Molecule: messenger RNA, 2660 nt
Organism: Apis laboriosa (Himalayan honeybee)
Lineage: Eukaryota; Metazoa; Arthropoda; Insecta; Hymenoptera; Apidae
Gene: Vps35
Product: vacuolar protein sorting-associated protein 35
Exons: 12
Coding region: 63-2501 (812 amino acids)
Biological process (GO): intracellular protein transport; retrograde transport, endosome to Golgi
Cellular component (GO): retromer complex; retromer, cargo-selective complex; late endosome
Source: RefSeq, a predicted model, not a curated record